CGCCUGCUCGCUCGGAGUGUUUUCCGGACCGAUCAGACAUACACCCUCGCCCGUUGCAGCGCUGCUGUUCUCAAGACAUGGCCGGCCAGCCACCACCACCACCACUCUUGCUACGCAAUUGCCGCGUGCUGGACACAGUUGCGGGCAUCUGCGAUUACAACUUGCGUUUCGAUGUCCUGGCCGCUGCGGGGCGUGUGCAGGCCAUCUCGCCGCACCGCGGCGGCGCGGCGGCAGAGGCCGCCGCCGCCCGCCUCGUGCUCGACUGCCAGGGCAUGGUGCUGAUGCCUGGGCUGUGCGAUGCCCACGUGCACUGCACGGCCUGCACGGCCAACCUGCCGGGCCUGCUGGCAUUGCCGGAGAGCCUGGUGACUGCUCGGGCCGCGCUCAUCCUGCACGGCAUGCUCCAGCGAGGCUUCACCACCGUGCGGGAUGCGGGAGGCGCCGACUGGGGCCUGGCGCAGGCAGUGGAGGAGGGCUGCAUCCUGGGGCCCCGCCUGCUGUUCACGGGGCACGCUCUGAGCCAGACGGGGGGCCACGGCGACAUGCGCGGCAAGGGGGAGGACUUUUGCGGGUGCGGGGCGGCGCUGCGGGGCAUCGGGCGCGUGUGUGACGGCGUGCCAGAGGUGCGGCGGGCAGCCAGGGACGAGCUUCGCAAGGGGGCGCACUGCAUUAAAGUGAUGGCCUCCGGCGGCGUGUCAUCCCCCACAGACAGGCUCACCAACACGCAGUUUGCCCUGGAGGAGCUGGAGGCGAUAGUAGAGGAGGCGGCUGCCUGCGGGACGUACGUGUGCGCGCAUGCGUACACCGUGCCCGCCAUUGAGCGCGCGGUGCAGUGCGGGGUGCGCAGCAUAGAGCACGGCAACUGCCUGGAUGAGGCGACGGCAGAGCUCAUGGCGCAGCGGGGCACGUUCCUGGUGCCCACGCUGGUCACCUACCAGCAGCUGAUUGAGCGGGGGGAGGAGGCGGGCAUGGCUCCAGAGCUGGUGGCCAAAGUGGGCAGCCUGGUGGAGCAGGGGCUGAGCGCGCUGGCGGUGGCGCGGCAGAAAGGCGUCACGAUGUGCUACGGCUCAGACCUGCUGGGCGAGCUGCACGGCGAGCAGCUGGGCGAGUUUGCCAUCCGCAGCGCCGUGCUGCCGCCCAAGGACCUGGUGCAGGCAGCCACCAUCAACUGCGCCCGCCUCUUCUGCAUGGACCACGAGCUCGGCCAGGUGGCGGCAGGCCACCUGGCAGACCUUCUGCUGGUGGAUGGCAACCCCCUUGAGGACAUUGGGGUGCUGACCCAGCCGCAGCAGCACCUCAAGCUGAUCAUCAAGGGCGGCCAGGUGGUGCGCAACGCGCUGACGCCGGGGGACGGCGCCUGACGCGCGCGGCCGGCGGUCAAACGCUACUGGCAUUGCGUGCACCGCUGCGGCUGGCUGACCUGCAAGCUCGUGAUCGGGCCUGCAGCUUUCUGGGAGUGGCAUCUUCCCCUCGCUGGCUCGCCUCGCAGCAGAGGUGUAGUGUUACAAGCAGCGCCGGCUGGCAGUAGUACACGGUGAGGCGGCGCGGCCUCUGCAAAGGGUCUGCCUGGGAGCUCAGCCUGUGGACGGGAAGCGGGUGCGACACACAGCCCGAUCCUGGUCGGGCUGCUGUUACUGCGAUGAUGCACCCCACACCAAAUUCUUGGCAACCAGAACGGAC
This is a messenger RNA of Chlorella variabilis, 1680 nucleotides long. RefSeq lists its product as hypothetical. Lineage: Eukaryota; Viridiplantae; Chlorophyta; Trebouxiophyceae; Chlorellales; Chlorellaceae. Gene Ontology annotation, molecular function: hydrolase activity, acting on carbon-nitrogen (but not peptide) bonds. Bases 78 to 1361 code for a protein of 427 amino acids. The transcript has 7 exons. The record is from RefSeq and is a predicted model, not a curated record.